AUGGUGCACGUUCAAUUCAAUGCGGAACUUCUCAGUACUCUUGCAGGGGGGGUUGUGGUGCUGACCGGAGGAGCAACGGGGAUUGGGCGAUCUGCAGUGAUCCAAUUUGCUAAGGCUGGAUGUAAAGUCGUCUUUGGUGACAUCAGCGAGGGUCCAGCGCGGGAACUCGAAUCGCAGCUUGGUCCAACUGUUCGCUUCCUCCACUGCGACACCUCCUCGUACUCAGACCAGCUGGGACUCUUCGCAGCCGCGGAAUCAAUCUUCGGUCGUGUCGAUGUUGUGGUAGCUAAUGCUGGGAUGGCUAUUCACAAGGACAUCUUCGACCCGACCUCGAAUAUCUCUAUCGAGCCGAGCAUGAAGGAAGUCGCGGUCAACCUCACAGGAGCUAUUUUCACGGCACGGAUUGGAAUGCAUUACCUAAGAAGGAACAAAUCCAGGGGUGGAGGCAAAGGCGGUGGCGAUAUUGUGCUUGUGAGCUCUAUUGCAGGAUUUAAGGAGAGUUGUGGCUUGACGACCUACACGGCGAGUAAGCAUGGCGUUUUAGGGUUGAUGAGAGGGCUGCACACUACAGCACACUCUGAGGGUAUCCGGGUCAACGUAAUAUGUCCAUGGAUGACUAAAACGAAAUUGGUGAAAGGAAUCCAAGAUGGCUGGUACGACCGCGGUCUGCCGUCCAAUGAGCCUGAAGAUGUGGCCCGAAGCAUUAUCCUUUGCGCAACUGCGAACAGGAGCGCUGAUGGAAAAAUCCACCCGGGAGCUAGAAUGCCCUUCGCCGGCAAGAUACUGUGGAUCGCUGGCGGUGAGGCAUACGAGAUCGAAGACGCAAUCCAAGCGCUUGAACCUCAAUGGUUAGGCGAGGAGAACAGCAAAAUCCUAGCCAAAGGGCAAGAAUAUUUGGCGAGUCAAGGUACAAGUUGGGAUGCAGAAAAGCAAAAAAAGAAGACAAACGUGGCCGCCAAUGGGGUGUGA
Messenger RNA from Lindgomyces ingoldianus, 969 nucleotides. RefSeq names its product NAD(P)-binding protein. The coding region runs from base 1 to 969 and encodes 322 amino acids. NCBI's taxonomy places the organism in Eukaryota, Fungi, Ascomycota, Dothideomycetes, Pleosporales, Lindgomycetaceae. The record is from RefSeq and is a predicted model, not a curated record. Gene Ontology annotation, molecular function: oxidoreductase activity. The transcript has 3 exons.